UAAUAGUAUACUGUAAUUAUUAGGCCGGAAGAUUUCCUCAAAUAUUGCCAGUGCCAGAUUUUGAAAAACGGCCCGUAAAGGCCCAAAUAGAAAGCCGAUUCUCCUUUCUUGCCCGCCUCACUUCUGAGUUCCGACUCUGGAGCGGAGCGGCAGCCAAAUCUCGACCACGUCCGGCAACCGCGCCCCCUCGGCUUUGCGCCCACACCAAGCCACCCUCUGUUCUCCUCUUCCGUGGCGGACUAGCGGCGCACUGGUGUGGUGCUCCUCCAAGCUCUGGUCUGCUCCGCGCCCCGCCUCCCCGUCGACCGGCGACUUUGGCCCCGGCCCCCGGGCUAGGAAGCGAGUUCACCGGUGGAUCCGCGCGUGUCCCUCCCUGUUACCUGCGGGUCGCCCCAGCCGGCCACCCGCGCCCCCGCACCCUACUGACUUGGGCUUGCUGUAUAGCACGGACCAGAUCAAGGGUCGUCGUCGACCACGUUUGAGGCUUGGCCAUGCCUUUAAAUAUAGAUAUUGAUCUGUUCAAGCUGGAUAUUGAUGAGCUGAUAGCUGAUUAUUCCAAGGAGAACUGUACAUCACUCUUCGAAUUCAAACGAGUAUGGAUGGGCAAGAAAUUUUCUUAUAUCUAUGAAGGCAGACCUAAGACAAACUCAGGUUUAUUCAUGCAGUCCCUCUUUCUGCAUUGUAUUGGUCAUUUGACUUCUCAAAGUUCACUGCACCAAAGAUUGGCUGGGCUAUACUGCCUUUACUGUCUGUAUGAGUGCCAGCCAUACAAGCCGCAGUUCAAGAUUUACUUGUCUCUUGAGGAGUGCAGGCAACUGAAGGAUAUCGUUGUUAUGGCGAAGCAAAAUGGACUGCAGCUCGUGCCUGCACUUGUCAAAAGGAUGCUGGAUAAAGACAUGUUUUUGUUUGGCUACAUGAAUUUGAUCAACGACAACGGGGACAAGCAGGUCGAGGAAUUGACCGCAUUGCAGAACAAGCAAGUAAAAUUUGCAUGUGACAAGUUAUUUGCAAAUAGCCAAGCAGAAAGAUAUAUGCACAUGGACUUGGGUGCUGAGUUCGAGCUUGAUACCAUCAAAAAAUUGUCAAAGGAGUAUGCAGAAGCAAAGGAACUGGCCCUUGCAGAGGCAAGCCAAACUGUCGAAGUUGAAGAUGCUAAGCACCUCCUUCAGAGUGAGAGGCUGUUGGGCGACAAGAUAGAUGAAGUCGUCAAAGAAUGGGAUGUCCAGAAGGAGGGGUUCUACGAGAGAACUGGAUUAUCCUCAUCCCCUGGUGACCAGCUCAUGGCGGUCGACAACGAUGAAUCAGGAGCUCAAUGUCACAAGGAUGGAUCCUGUGGCGAUCAGCUCAUGGCGGUCGACAAUGAUGAAUCGGGAGUACAGGAUCACGAGGACCUCGACGACGACGACGAUGGCUUUGCCGAGUUAGAACUGCUGCUAGAGUGAAGAACAUAUACAAGUCUGUAAACUCUUACUACCGCCGUAUAACCGUGUAAUCAGAACACCGAGAGAUGUAAUCCUCGCUCGUCUUUACUAGGCUCUCCUUUUUAGUUGCCAGACCUUCUGUUCAUCUACACUGGCUGCAGUAACUGUACAUUGAAAUAAUCCAGUUCGCCAGCCUAUGCGGGGGAGAGAAAAAA
Messenger RNA from Zea mays, 1636 nucleotides. RefSeq names its product BTB/POZ domain-containing protein. The record is from RefSeq and is a predicted model, not a curated record. Gene Ontology annotation, biological process: snRNA transcription by RNA polymerase II; snRNA transcription by RNA polymerase III. Gene Ontology annotation, molecular function: sequence-specific DNA binding. Lineage: Eukaryota; Viridiplantae; Streptophyta; Magnoliopsida; Poales; Poaceae. The coding region runs from base 492 to 1442 and encodes 316 amino acids. Gene Ontology annotation, cellular component: snRNA-activating protein complex. The transcript has 8 exons.